Nematostella vectensis (starlet sea anemone) is the source of this 5169-nucleotide messenger RNA. Its product is annotated as high affinity cAMP-specific and IBMX-insensitive 3',5'-cyclic phosphodiesterase 8A. Gene Ontology annotation, biological process: signal transduction. The transcript has 26 exons. The coding region runs from base 355 to 3138 and encodes 927 amino acids. The record is from RefSeq and is a predicted model, not a curated record. Lineage: Eukaryota; Metazoa; Cnidaria; Anthozoa; Actiniaria; Edwardsiidae. Gene Ontology annotation, molecular function: 3',5'-cyclic-nucleotide phosphodiesterase activity.
ACAUCAGCGAAGGCCUUAGCGUUCCCAAAGUAACAGGCCUUCUUUGCCACAACCUCACUGUUUUCCACUGCUGUUCCUUUUAAUCUUCAAUACAACGCUGCAUUUGCCGAAAUAUCAACUCUUCUAGGGUUGAGCCCGCUAUAUCGUCUCCGCAAUGGCGUUACGGAACAUUUUGGACUGAGUUUUCUUUGACAAGCACAAUUGAUGACUGGAGAAAGGACCAGGUUUUUUUUGGUGGAUGCGCUUUUAAGAUCAUUCUAACUUGAUAAAAGGAAGCAAUUUUUCUCUAGCUUGCGUGGCCGUAUACUCUGUGAACUACUAUUGCUGCGUGAAUGCGAAGACUUCGUAGCCCUCAUGGGCUGUGCUCCUAGCAUUCACGUAUCACAGAGUGGAAUAGUUAUCCGUGAAGAGAUUAGAGAAGGUUCAAGUCCGAGACCUCGCGCGUCCUCUCCCAGCGAAAUUGGUGUCGGCCAUCUUCGAUCCAGCUCCGAUUCUGGUUCCCACAUCUCGACUUCUUCGUCUUCGCGGUAUCGUGGGAGCUAUAAACGUAGCCACUACUCGGCCAGAGGAAGUUCCAUCGAAGCAGAGACCCAAACGCAAGAUCAAGGCAUUAUGGAUGCUUUCAAGACGGAGAAAAAAGGACUCUCACUUGGCCCAAUGAAGCUUUUCCAACCGACAAUGCAGAUUAUGUUGGUAUUUGCUAAAGAGGAUGCUCAAACAGAGAGCUUUCUUCAAGCUGCGGAACGUGGUGGUUACAAUUGCAGCGUCUGCAAGACAUCCGAGGCUGCCAUGGAACUAUUCCUAAAUAAUCAACCCGAAGUAAUUUUUAUUGAUAUGCGGGACACUACCCCAAUAGAUGGUGAAAAGUUAUGUAGAAAUAUCAGGAACAUAAGAAUGACUCGUGCAAGUGAAAAUUCCUCCAUUAUUGCUGUUGUAAAACAAUGCCCAAGAGGUACCGAUGAGCCAUCAUUUGUUCCUCUUAUGAAAACAGGUUUUGAUAGGCGGUUUGUAGAAAAUGCAAACGUUGGUGCCUGCUUCAAUGAGUUGCAAAUGCUUGAGCAUGGAGAAGUGUGCUCCCUUUUCAAGCUGAGGGCUGCUACUUGCCUGUUAAUGGCUAUUGAGCAUAGCCAUGAUGCGGUGGAGAUAACGCGCUUAGACCAAGACAAAGCAGAUUAUCAAGUUCAUGUGGAGUAUGUAAAUCCUGCCUUUGAAAAAAUGACUGGGUAUUACAGACAAGAGGUCAUUGGACAUUGGCGAAACCUGAUGUACACAGACCAGAGGCAACCAGAACUGUAUGAGGCUAUUCACUCACAGUUGAAAAAGGGCAAGACAUGGGAAGGAUCAUGUAUGGGGAAACGCAAAAAUGGGGAACAGUUUCUACAGAAUGCACAUAUUAUCCCUAUUAUCGGAAAAGGGGGCAAAGUCUCCCACCAUGUUACUGUAAAAAGAGAGCUAAAGGAGGCAAACUCACUGAAUCAAGUCAACAUGAACAUGAAUGUAAACAUGCAUAUGGAAUCGCCUGGAACAGGUACUGGCCAUAAGGAUCAAGUAGACUAUAGUAGUUCAUUAGCUAAUGGCAAUCUCCACCGUAGACCGUCCAUGACAGCUAGAAUAGAGGCACCCAUUACAAAGGUUAUUAACAUGUUAAAUGCUGCACAAGAAAAUAGCCCAUUAUCAGUUGUUCAAGCUUUGGACAGAGUUGUGGAAAUCUUAAGAACUGCUGAGCUCUACUCGCCUGUAUUUUCGGGUAAUCUUGCUGCUGAAGAUGACGUCAUGGCAAAUGAUCUGGUUGGGGGUCUAAUGAGUAAUGGGAGACGGAGAAGUGGCUGUGAUUUACCUAGAACAAGUCACCCCUUCCACCCAGUAAAGGAGCCGUCACAAGGUAGUGGUCGGGCUGUGCCUAUAGGUCACCUACCUGAGAUCCCUGCCGAGGUUAGCAACGCAAUGGUUGAUGAGGCUGAUUGGGACUUUGAUAUUCUCAAGCUUGAAAAAGCCUCCAAUCACAGACCUCUGUACUUUUUGGGCCUGAAAAUCCUGAACAGAUUUCGAGUCUGUGAAAAACUAAAUAUCUCCGAGGACUACGUCAAAAACUGGCUUCAGCUAAUAGAGGCCAAUUAUCAUCGUAAAAAUGCUUACCAUAACUCGACCCACGCAGCGGAUGUGUUACACGCGACGGCUGUGUUCCUCGCCAAGGAGAGAGUCAAGGCUGUCCUUGAGCCCCUAGAUGAGGUGGCGUCUCUCAUCGCUGCAAUCGUCCAUGACGUCGACCAUCCUGGAUACACCAACUCGUUCCUGUGCAAUGCGGGAAGCGAGCUCGCUAUUCUGUACAAUGACAUUGCUGUGCUGGAGAGUCAUCACGCCGCUCUUGCCUUCAAGCUGACUGCUAGGGACGACAAGUCCAACAUCUUCAGCAAUUUAGACGUUGAGGAGUUUCGCACUGUACGGCAGGCAAUCAUCGACAUGGUCAUGGCCACAGAGAUGACACGCCAUUUCGAGCAUCUCUCGAAGUUCGUGAACAGUAUAAACAAAAGACGCUCGUCCAGUAUGGAUGAAGUCCAUUCCGUGCAUAGCGGUCGAGGUACACCUGACUCAAAUACCUCCACGAGUACAGCUCUGAACACGCCUGAGAACCGCACGUUAAUAAAGCGAAUGCUGAUCAAGUGUGCAGACAUAGCUAACCCGGCACGCCCCAGAUACCUGUGCAAGGAGUGGGCAUAUAGGAUAGCAGAGGAGUAUUUCUCUCAGACGGACGAGGAGAAAAGACGAGGUCUCCCGGUAGUAAUGCCUGUCUUUGACAGAGCGACGUGCAAUGUUCCCAGAUCACAGGUCUGGUUUAUUGAUUAUUUCGUCAGUGACUUGUACGAUGCAUGGGACGCGUUUGCGUACGUGCCGGAGACAAUCCGUCACCUGACCGAUAAUUACGAUUACUGGAAGAAAGCCGCAGACGAAUUAGACGCUACUCGAGGUAGCACUGGUAGUACGGCUGGUAGCACCACAAGUCCGACUGCAACCCUCUCCACUGUCGGCAGCCCCGCGAGCGCCACUCUGAACACGGCAUCUACUGUGUCGACAACCUCCACCUCCGCACUCUCCUCCGACGCGCCUUCUUCAUCCAUGACGUCACUUCAGUCGUCAUAGUAACGCAUCGAUCGUCGUUCUCUGCCAUUUUACUGCCGAAACGCUGCGACCCUGUCGCCCGAGACGUUGCCAUGACAAUUGUCACCCAGUUAUCAGGUUUAUGCCUCAGUAUGGUUCUCUUGGCAACGGUUCAUGUUGGUAUACCUUAAGCUGUUCAGUCGUAUUUGUCAUCGCUCGUUGCGGUGUUCAUAUUGCGAGCGGAGGUGCCCAGGCGCGUCACGAAUCCCCUUUGACUAUUUAACGAAACCUAUAGCAGAUUACAGAUAUACUAUCUAUAUUGUAAAUAACCUUUUGACCGAAUGAAAGAUAUUCUCUAGAAAUAUAAGCUAUAUGAUAUUUAUUUGGCGCGUCAAGUGCAAAGAUUCUUAAGUCUUAUGGUCUCUCGUCGAGAUCGAUGCAGUCCGCCUUCUCCUGAGGGGGGAGGGGUUAAGAGCUGGUCAGCAUAUGGGCCACAACCCAGAGGCCACCCAUGGUGAUGGCCGGUCCACCACACUCCAAGUCUCAAAUCUCAUUUGCUCGCGUCCCGAGAUCAGAAGGGGUCACGCAACUGAAUCUUAGCAACAUAACUCGAUAUUCUGUGUUUUAUCCAUCUUUGUUUAGGAACCACAUUUGUCGUUGUGGAUAAAAUAUUUUUCAACUUUUGGUAUUCAAACUUUUACAAUGCAACACGCGCUACCUCGAUCACCUUGAAGAAACAGUGAAUAAACAUGCGCGCGUCGCAUUGUAAUGGUGUGAGUCAUGCGCAAGUCUUUUUUCUGCAACAAAGUAUUGCUUGUGUCCUUGUAGCUACUCUAAUUUCUGUCACGCAAAAAUUUGGAGAACAAACGACUUGGCUAAUCCUCAGCUUGACGGGUCCCAAAUUGGCUUCCUUGAAGGCUAUAGCAUUGCGUGACUCGGUACAGCUAGAAUUGUGUUGCGUGACUAUUGUUAGUACAUUCAUGAAAUUCAGUACUUUGAGAUGGGGGGGGACUGAUUUUGUGAGCGUGUUGCUGCUACGGCAUGUGAUACUCGCGUUUGAUCGGCACUACAAUAUUGAGAACCUAAGUGAGUGUGCUACCGGACUUUAAAUGCCAGUUAGUGACAUAACUAGUGCGCGCACCCUGUUUAGCCCGACAUAACGACAUGGACAUAAUGACAUCAAAGAAAAAAAACAUGUUUUUUCUCUUAUGUCGUUAUGUCGGGCUUAUGUCAAAUUGUCAAACCAUUCACACGUGAACAUGCGAAGAUAAGAGUGCGCGCGCUCAUGUCGUUAUGUCACUAGUGUGCAUCAUGCAUUACCAACGUGAAAUAUGUCCCCCGUUAACUUAAUUUUUCUUUUUCUUUUUCAAUAUAUGCGGCAGUGUAUGUACUUGGAAAGUUUCGAGUCAAAUUUAUAUUUCACGAAAAGAAAGAUACUUUUGAGACAAAAAGUUCACAUGCGCUAGCAGGAUUCUCGAGAUGUGCGCCAAAUAUUUAUAUAGUUUCAGCGUUUUGUUGGGCAAAUGUUUAACGUGGCAGACUGGUAAAAUGAUGGAGAAUCGAGUUAUUUGAUCUACUGAAGCUGAUAUUACAGGCUUGGGGUGUGGUGAAUGGGGCGAGCCACUGCUGACAGCCAGAAAUUAUAUUUCCCAUUUUGCGCGGAGAUGUAACUGUCAAUGAUAGCGAUAUGAUGAUUUUUACGUUGGACUGUUAGCCGUGCUUUAUUCUCUUAGACAAAACUUGGGUAUGAGAAAUAUUGUCUCCAAGAACAUAAGUCUUUUCUUCUGCCUUUCUAUUCGCUUAUAUGCCCGUCUCUGUAAAUCCGGCUGUCAGUGGGACUACAGGCAAGCUGUUAAAUAAUAAUGUCUUUCUGUCUCUCUUUGUGUGGUUCCCUACUCCAAAAUUUUGCAAAUGAAUUAUUAGUUUAAGAUUCAUGAAACUCCCUUAUAAAAUAAUCUAUACCAAUAGAUAGAAAAAUUCGAUUUUAUUGUACAAAGAAAUGAUGAUUUUAAGUUCUGAAAGCUUUCUUUAAGCAGGGUGACCCUGCGGUAAUAAAGUUUGUAGGCCGCAUGA